Molecule: messenger RNA, 1926 nt
Organism: Exophiala aquamarina CBS 119918
Lineage: Eukaryota; Fungi; Ascomycota; Eurotiomycetes; Chaetothyriales; Herpotrichiellaceae
Exons: 1
Coding region: 1-1926 (641 amino acids)
Biological process (GO): positive regulation of transcription by RNA polymerase II
Cellular component (GO): nucleus
Molecular function (GO): DNA-binding transcription factor activity; transcription cis-regulatory region binding
Source: RefSeq, a predicted model, not a curated record
AUGGAGGUAGACGCAGGAGCCAAUGCAGGAGAUGGUUGCCUUCGAGAUUUAGGCGAACAAGAUCAAGGAGAAAUAUUACCAACUUGUCAAGAGGACCAGACUGUGAAAGACGGUAACAGCAUUGAACAGCACCCACCAUUCAUUUUGAGUAUUGGCCAACCGGAGUUCCUCACUCCGGAUCAGUUCGACUUUCGGGAACGUGCUGAGGCCACCCAUGUUGAUAUUGACGUUGGAUCUCCUAAUGUUCAAAACCCUGAUGCAUCAGGAAGCCGUGAGCACUACCAGCAGAAUGAAGCCUACCCUAGCAAGAGCUCAUCAGAUUUCAACCCUGCAACUGGCCAGCAUGCACACCUGAUAGACAAACUUACCGCAUCCCCGAGCUUCGGAGAAGUUCAUGAUAACCUUGCGGAUCUCAGCAAUGUUGAUCUUGAGGUCUUGAACUAUCUCGCUUCUAAUCCCUCAAACUUAGAUUUGCUGGCUUCUAGUCCUUGGGCUUACAACCAAACCGGCAUAACAAGUCAAGCGUUCUCACCGGGAAUACCGGGAUCUGUCGUUGCGAGCUCGCCUGACAUGUACUCUACAUAUUAUCCCGAUCACACUUAUAAAGAGUUACAUUCACAGCUACACAACCAUAUGGUAAAAACUGCGAGGAACAAAGCUCUGACCCGAAGGGGUAGUAUAGAAUCUGUUCAGCAUAGGGAUACCCCGGGUUCACCUCCUUUGUUUCUUGGCCAUGCGAGCACACAAGGUGCGACAUCCAAUUCUUCAGCAGCUCGGCACGCCUGGCAGACCCUCCCCAUAAAACAGAAGCGGUAUGUUGAGCUUUGGCAGAACUACCUUGAUGAAAUUGCCCCGUGGCUCGAUAUGUUUGAUAGCGAAAAGAACUUUCAAACAACGGUGGCCAUCAUGGCGAAGGAUGUGGAUUAUCUUCAAUUUUCGAUCCUAGCUCUUUCUGCCCGUCAGCUCGAACGGAAAAAUCCUAGCAAGACGCACACAGAAAGUCUACAUUUAUAUCAAGAGGCCAUCAAACUCAUUGCUGUCCAGCUACCAAGUUUGAACACUGAGAUCAUAGCCGCAUGCGUAUUGUUGUGUGUAUUGGAGAUGAUGAGUUCAUCGCCGCGCGCAUGGGCGAAGCAUUUGGAUGGAUGCGCCAUGCUCUUGGAAGCUGCCGACGUGAACGGCGUUGUCGGAGGAGUAAGACAGGCUAUAUUUUGGUGUUUUGCUCGAAUGGACGUGUGGGGAGGCUUCCUCGGCGACACUAUCACUAAAAUUCCGACGAAUCGUUGGUUCAUCUCCACCGACUCAAUGUCAUCAGCAAUUAGUCAAUUCAAAGGUAAAUCAGGAAGUGACAACUACGCCAACUACGCGGUGUUUCUUUGCGCCAGCGUGGUGAAUGUGGUUUCCAACGAAGCUUCCCCCUGGCCCCGAACUGCUGAGAGUGACUACAGCACUUUUGUGUCUCGCUGGAAAGCACUUUACGAAGUCCUUGAAGGAUGGUACGACGACCGACCUGAGGAUAUGAGACCCCUGAUAAAUUUAGCCCCACCACAAGAGGAAAUGGACUCCCCGUUCAACGCGAUUCUAUUCAGUACGCCAGCUGGUGUGAACGGCAACCAGCUUUACCAUGCUUCGAUGCUGUUGCUGCUCCAAGACAAGCCAAAGGAGAUUCGGAUGCCAAAAUCACACAAAUCCACGAUAUGGCAUGCCCGACAGCUGUGUGGAAUUGCAUUGUCGAAUGAUAAUCACGGUGCAUCGAUCAAUGCACUUCAACCUCUCUGGAUAGCUGGCAAAUUCAUGUCUCACCGUUCAGAGCACGUGGCAAUCUUGGCUGCCUUGGAGCGCCUCGAAAAACAAACUGGUUGGGCAACGGCGUGGCGCGCACAAGACCUGAAAGAAUUCUGGGGUGUUGGUGAAAGUCAAAUCUGA